AUGACGUCCUCCAAAGCCACAACGAAGGAAAAAAGAACAAAACCAUGCUGUAACUGCAAACGAUCCAAAGUAAAAUGUGUUUAUGAAGGCUUUUUGCCAUGUCAGCGAUGCCUUAAAACAGGUCAAGCAGCGACUUGUCAGUUUGUUCAUAAACUUCCUUCAUUGAAACUACCGUCAUUGGAUUCAAAAGCGCCUACUGUGCACUCGGUUGCGCCUAUAUCACUCAAUCCUGUUAAUUCCACAAGUGUCUCGAAACCACAAGUAUCAAACAUGACAACAUUGCUUCCAAGUCGAGCUACGUUCAACUCACCGCCUUUCAAAGAGGGCUUGUCCCCAAUCCCGUCAAAUAAUUAUUUGCCAUCAGAUAGAUUAUCACGUAAUGACAUUCAAUGGAAGUCAGAUAUUGAACAACGUUUAAAUUCAUUCGACACCAAAAUAGAUUCUUUAGUAGAUUUAUUAAAGCUGAAUCAUCAGCAACAGAUAGGUGGCCAUACAAUACAUAAAAUAGAAUCGCAUUAUGGAUCUGAUCAUUCCCAAUCACCAAAAGUUGCAACUAAUGGUACUCGUUAUCAGGAACUCCUUUCUACCAGUUCGAUGAAUCGAGCAUAUGACCAAGGCUCUAAACGACAAAAAAUAGGGGACUAUACCGAUAUCAAAGAGGGUGGUAUCAAUGACGAGCACAAUAUAUCACCACCGCAUGAUUUUCGAGAUGGUUUUCUCUCGAAAGGAGAAGCCAAAGAUCUUUUCAAGUUUUUUGAUUCUAACAUAGCUCAACAAUUGUUUGGUUUUGAAAUAUCAAAAUUCCUGGUUGAUGAUAUUUGGGAGACGUGUCCCGUACUUGUAUGCGCUAUUUCAACGAUUGCAUCUAUCCACCACCCUCAACUUUCUUUUAAAUCGUCACAAUUACUGGUUUACUUGCGAGAUAUAUGCGGUACCCUAUUUCAUAAGAACAAGCCAACUGAUAAACCAAGCGCUUUCAACACAAUAGUUGCUUUAGUGCUAUGCAGUUUUUGGCUAUCUGAUUCCCAAAUGUUUACAGGAUUGGCACUACAAAUUGCCAAAGAGUAUGGGUUGAAUAAUCCCAAUUGUGGAAGGAAUCGUGACGAUUUGAAACUUUGGUACUUGUUGUACGUAUUGGAUGGCCAACAAAGUAUGGCAUUCAACCGGCAGCCAUUGGUUAGCUCGCAAGAAUAUUCUUUGAAGCACAGCCGAGAGCUUCUCAUUAGUGAAGAUGAAAGAAAACUUUCCGAGACAAAGAAACAGUUGAGGCGGAAGAUUGAACCAAAUUCUAAUGUGAAAAAAGCUCCCACAGAAGAGGAUCUCCACAAUAAGUUGAUGAAGCAGAAAUUUACAGAUCUAAGAUUGGUUUCACAAGUGGAAUACAAUCAAGCAUUGAGCGAAGCCUUUCGUGGCGAUGCGUGGGAUUUGCUAAUGCCAUCCUCGUUUGGAAUCCCCUCUAAGAGUAAUCUUGAGCUAGAUAAGUGGAUGGUUUCUUGGACAGUAUUGCUAGCACCUUGCAAUAAUGGCGCCGUGUGGUCGACGAAAAGCACCUUGAUUUAUUACAAUUUUGCAAAAAUGCAUAUAAAUUCAUCAGCUGUUAGACAGCUUUCGAUGAAUCCCAAUGAUGGUGGCUUAUUCCCAGCUUGGGAUAAAAGUGUUGAAAAAGGGAUGACUCAAACACAAAAGAGCACGCAAAUUGAAGAAUGCAUUGACAGUGAGGACGACUCCGACUCCGAUUCAAAUCCGGAUGAAGAUGAGUUUAUCUCCAACAAAGGAUUGGUUUCACCUGAUGAAGCUGCAAUUAAUGCCAACAUUGCUUUGAAUGCCGCUCAUACAGUCAUAAAUUUAGUCAUCAAUGAUAAAGAUAUUCUUGAUAAUUUAAAGUAUGUCCCUGUGCACAUACAUAUAAUGUUGUACUAUGCUGCACUAUUACUCAUUAACCCCCCAUCUAAAUCAAAUAAUGCCUCGGUUACUUUAACGCCGGAGAUUCAUUAUGACAAGUUGCUUGAUAAUUUGCGAACCGUGGGUAUACUAAAACGAAAAAUAUACUCUAAUUUACCCAUUGAUUCCAACUUUGGGUCCCGAUUUAUCAAGAGUUUGGAGAAGGUGGAAGGGGAGAAGCUAGCUGAAAUCAAAGAUUAUGUUUCCACCCUUGAUGAUCAAGACUUGAGAUACACGUUUGAGAGAAAAGUGAAUUCCUUAAUUGAAACUAGCGUUAAUAUUACUGAGUUGACUGAGUUUAAUGAGAGUGGGGAGAGCAGUAGAGCGAGCACCCCGAGGGCGGAAAAGAUUAGCGCCUGGCCUGGGUCCCAUCAUGGGCAUCCGUAA
This is a messenger RNA of Lodderomyces parapsilosis, 2328 nucleotides long. It is a transcript of the gene ZCF30, whose product is annotated as Zcf30p. The transcript has a single exon. Bases 1 to 2328 code for a protein of 775 amino acids. Gene Ontology annotation, biological process: regulation of DNA-templated transcription; DNA-templated transcription. Lineage: Eukaryota; Fungi; Ascomycota; Pichiomycetes; Serinales; Debaryomycetaceae. Gene Ontology annotation, molecular function: zinc ion binding; DNA-binding transcription factor activity, RNA polymerase II-specific; DNA binding. The record is from RefSeq and is a predicted model, not a curated record.